GAAAGAACAUGAGCCCACAGCUCAACAAGAACCAGAGCUGCUCCUUCAAUGAGGUGGAUGAGCUGAUGCAAACCGUGCAGCUGGCCGUCCACAUCCCCACGUUUCUCCUGGGCCUCCUCCUCAAUGCAUUGGCCAUCCGAGGCUUCAGCUCCUUCCUGAAGAAGAGGUGGCCGGAUUACGCCGCCACCUCCAUCUACAUGAUCAACCUGGCCGUCUUCGACCUGCUGCUGGUGCUAUCCCUUCCGUUCAAGAUGGCGCUGUCCAACGUGCGUGCCACCCCUCCUUUCUUCUGUACCUUGGUGGAGUGCUUCUACUUCGUCAGCAUGUACGGGAGCGUCUUCACCAUCUGCUUCAUUAGUCUGGAUCGAUUCUUGGCCAUCCAGUACCCGUUCCUGGUCAGCCAUCUCCGGUCCCCGAGGAAGAUCCUGGGGAUCUGUGGCACCAUCUGGGUCCUGGUGUGGGCCGGGAGCAUCCCGAUCUAUAGCUUCCACGGGAAGGUGGAGAAGUACACGUGCUUCCACAACAUGUCCGACGGCACCUGGAGCGCCAAGGUCUUCUUCCCCCUUGAGGUCUUCGGCUUCCUUCUUCCAAUGAGCGUCAUAGGUUUCUGUUCCUCCAGGAGCAUCUGCAUCCUGGUCGGCCGUCGGGACCUCACCCAGGACUGGGUCCAGAAGAAGGCCUGCAUCUGGACGAUCGCAGCCAGUCUGGCUGUCUUUGUGGUCUCCUUUCUUCCCAUCCACCUGGGCUUCUUCUUGCAGUUCCUGGUGCGGAAUGGCUUCAUCGUGGAGUGCAGCUCCAAGCAGAGCAUCAGCUUGUUCUUGCAGUUGUCCAUGUGUUUCUCCAACGUCAACUGCUGCCUCGAUGUCUUCUGCUACUACUUUGUCAUUAAAGAGCUCCGCAUGGACAUCAUGGCCCCCCGGCCUUCCAGGGCCCAGCUGGUCCUCCAGGAUACCAUGACCACCAGGGGCUAAGGAAAGAAAGACUGAUGCAGAGGAAGGAAACCCCAGCCCCAGAUUCUGAUAGCAGAUACCCUGUUGCAAGG
Messenger RNA from Neogale vison (American mink), 1042 nucleotides. RefSeq names its product G protein-coupled receptor 55 (gene GPR55). Gene Ontology annotation, molecular function: G protein-coupled receptor activity. The transcript has a single exon. Gene Ontology annotation, biological process: phospholipase C-activating G protein-coupled receptor signaling pathway; positive regulation of Rho protein signal transduction. Bases 9 to 971 code for a protein of 320 amino acids. The record is from RefSeq and is a predicted model, not a curated record. Lineage: Eukaryota; Metazoa; Chordata; Mammalia; Carnivora; Mustelidae. Gene Ontology annotation, cellular component: membrane.